Messenger RNA from Penicillium olsonii, 1623 nucleotides. NCBI's taxonomy places the organism in Eukaryota, Fungi, Ascomycota, Eurotiomycetes, Eurotiales, Aspergillaceae. The record is from the annotation of a GenBank genome assembly.
AUGGCUGCCCUUCGGAUUUCUGCGACUUUGUCGCGCAAUGCUCUCGCUUGUCGCUCACCCUUUCUCCGGGCUCGCUACAGCGUGCGCCUAUCGCAGCCGUUCAGCACCACCACCAGCACUAAAUAUUCCACAACAGCUCCAUUACUGUCUCUAGCCCCCAAGAUUGAGCGCGGGGGCUCCAAGGUAUUCCAAAAUGCCGAUGCCGCAGUGACAGACAUCAAGAGCGGAUCGACCAUUCUCAGCUCGGGCUUCGGUCUGUGCGGAGUCGCAGAAACACUGAUCAAUGCGAUGCACCGCCGAGGAGUCGAUCGCUUACACUCCCUCACGGCCGUUUCGAACAAUGCCGGCAGCGCCGGCAAAGGCGGACUCUCGACGCUCUCACAGAAUGGUCAAAUCGAUCGGCUGAUCCUCUCAUACCUGGGAAACAACAAAGCGUUGGAGAAGAAGUACCUGACGGGUAAUAUCGCUAUCGAGCUUUGCCCGCAAGGCACGUUGGCGGAGCGCCUUCGGGCCGGGGGUGCUGGUAUUCCGGCAUUUUUUACCCCAACGGGAGCCCACACCUUCAUCCAAGAGGGUAAAAUUCCUGUUCGCAUGGAUGAAUCAGGAAAGGUUCUGGAGUCUGGCAAGCCGCGUGAGACACGCGAGUUCAAUGGAAAGACUUACCUCAUGGAGGAGGCGUUGACCGGCGAUGUAGCCAUCCUGCGGGCUUGGAAGGCCGACGAGGCUGGCAACUGUGUGUUCCGAUACACCACUAAGGCUUUCGGUCCCAUCAUGGCCAAGGCCGCAACCCUUACCAUUGUGGAAGCCGAGAACAUCGUUCCGGUGGGAUCAAUUGACCCCAAUGAUGUGGACUUACCAGGGAUCUUUGUGGAUCGCAUCGUCCCUGCGACGGAUGAUAAGCAUAUUGAGAACAAGAAGCUGCGGUCUGGCGAGGCUAGUGGCUCUGUGAACGACGCUGCUCAAAUCCAAAGAGAGGUGAUCGGUCGUCGGGCCGCCAAGGAACUGAAAUCAGGAUACUAUGUGAAUUUGGGCGUUGGUAUUCCUACUCUGGCGCCAUCUUUCCUGCCCAAGGAUGUCAAGGUGUGGAUUCAGUCCGAGAACGGAAUCCUAGGAAUGGGUGAUUACCCCACGGAGGCAGAAGUUGAUGCGGACAUCAUCAAUGCUGGUAAAGAAACCGUUACUCUCGUUCCCGGAGCUGCCACAUUUGACAGCACUGAGUCCUUUGGGAUGAUUCGCGGGGGCCACGUUGAUGUAUCUAUUCUCGGAGCCUUGCAAGUGAGUGCCAACGGGGAUCUGGCCAACUACAUGAUCCCGGGCAAGGUGUUCAAGGGCAUGGGAGGAGCGAUGGACUUGAUCUCCAACCCCGAAAAGACCAAGAUUGUGGUGGCUACCAGUCAUGUCGCGAAGGAUGGAUCACCCAAGAUCGUGCAGAAGUGCAGUCUGCCCCUGACGGGCGCCAACGUGGUCAGCACUAUCAUCACAGACCUGUGUGUGUUCCAGGUAAACCGGAAGACAGGGGAGCUCACCCUGACAGAGCUGGCUCCGGGUGUUGAGGUGGAGGAAGUGCGCAGCAAGACUGACGCACAGUUCACUAUCGCGGAGACGCUGGAAAUUAUGGAGUAA